Anas platyrhynchos (mallard) is the source of this 669-nucleotide messenger RNA. The record is from RefSeq and is a predicted model, not a curated record. NCBI's taxonomy places the organism in Eukaryota, Metazoa, Chordata, Aves, Anseriformes, Anatidae.
AUGAGGCACUACGUGCUGUUCAACCCCUUGAAGCCUGAGGACCUUUCAUUAAUUAAGGAGCUCACCAGGAAAGAAAUCGCCCAAGUGUGGAAUAGUACGUGCAGAUACAUCAGAAGGCAGCUGUUGCAGAAGAAGGCGGUGAAUAUUGGAAUCGGGACAUUUGCCGUUGUGUCAGCGAAGACCACUGGUGCGGAUGGCAAGGCUAUGGUUGUCCGGAAACCCAUAUUCAAGCCCUGCAGGUUCAUGAAGAUAUUUUACAAGCUCAAGUGUGCUGAGAGCAGAAUUCCUAGACUGACAUUGUUCCUUCAUGGUUGUUUUCUAGUCGAGACAUUCAUUGAUCCGCUGGACAUUGAGAAAAUUGCCGCACACAUCUACUUCCGACCACAAAUAGUAGAGCAGUGCAUCCACGAGACCCUGCUUCUCUACGCUGGUGGCCUCUUGGACAACCAGGAUGUGGAAUUCUUCUUCAAGGGCAUUGGCAUUCUUACUGUGCGAAGAAGAGUGGUCACCAUGAACUAUUACACUGAUUUCCUGCUGGACGUGGAUGACACACGCAAUAUGCGUGAAGCUCUUCUCACGAACUCCAAGAUGAUGGAUAUGCUUGCCUUCAACGGCAAAAACAGAUAUACUCGCAUCAGUGGAAAUACGUUCCUCACACUACCAACGUGA